Molecule: messenger RNA, 3496 nt
Organism: Rhineura floridana
Lineage: Eukaryota; Metazoa; Chordata; Lepidosauria; Squamata; Rhineuridae
Gene: TRMT61A
Product: tRNA methyltransferase 61A
Exons: 5
Coding region: 254-1219 (321 amino acids)
Biological process (GO): tRNA methylation
Cellular component (GO): tRNA (m1A) methyltransferase complex; nucleus
Source: RefSeq, a predicted model, not a curated record
GGUGAAAGAAGUGACUCCGGCUGCAUUCAAACCAGCAAGCUUUUUCUCUGGCGCAGAGCCAGUGAGGGCGGGGGAGCGGAGCGUCAGCAGCCUGCGACGGGAGGAAGGGAAAUGAAAGAUGAAAACCACGUGCCUGGAUCGGUGAGGUUGUUUAUCUGCUCUGAUCCUCUGCGCCUUCCUUCAUCCUUUUCGCGCACGUGGGAACCUGGCAAAGAAAGGCUGUAACGAACCUGCUGACUGCAAGAUCGCCGUGAUGAGUUUUAUUAACUAUGGAGAGACAAUAAAAGAAGGGGACACGGCUAUCGUCUUCUUGGGCCACGAGUCUAUGUUUCCAGUGAAGGUGCAGCAUGGUGGUAAAACUCAGACUAAGUAUGGCGUCAUUAGGCACUCCACUGACCUCAUAGGCAAACAGUAUGGCUCCAAGGUGACCUGCAGCAAAGGUGGCUGGGUGUAUAUUCUUCACCCAACCCCAGAGUUGUGGACUCUGAACCUCCCCCACCGAACGCAAAUCCUGUAUUCGACUGACAUCUCUCUCAUCACAAUGAUGCUUGAACUGAAGCCAGGGUCUGUUGUGUGUGAAUCAGGUACCGGAAGUGGUUCGCUCUCUCAUGCUAUUAUCAGGACAAUUGCUCCAAUGGGACAUCUGUAUACAGUGGAAUUUCACCAGCAGAGAGCUGAGAAAGCCAUAGAAGAGUUUCAAGAGCACAAAGUGGGCCAUUUGGUGACAGUGAAAAACCAAGAUGUCUGCAAAAACGGGUUUGGCAUCACUAAUGUUGCAGAUGCAGUAUUCUUGGACAUUCCCUCGCCAUGGGAAGCUAUAGAGCAUGCAAAGUCAGCACUAAAGCACGAAGAUUAUUUAGAUUUAUAUUCCGCCCUUCUUCUCAAAGGAGCUCAAGGCAGCAAACACACAAAAAAGGUGGACGCAUCUGUUCCUUUUCCCCUUGCAUCGAACAAGUUCAAAGGACCUGCCUGGCUUUGGAGGAACUUGGCUUUACUGAAAUUAAUACUUUGGAGAUCCUACUCAGAGUGUACAAUGUUAGGACAAUUAGCUUGCAAAUCCCUGAUCUUGGGAAAACAGCCAAGGAUCAUGCUAGUGCAGAGUUUGACAGAGGCAACCCAUCAAAUCAAGAUGCCCCGUGUGCUGGUCUUCAGCAGGGAACUGUACAGUUUAAAAGUGCUGUGCCACUCAGGGAAAUGGUGGGUCACACUGGAUAUUUGACCUUUGCUACCAAAAGCCUAUUUUAGUUAUAUACAUAGUUACGGCCUCCUUACUGGCCUCCCUCCCGGUCAAGUACUUUUUGCUCGUGAGGCAAUUCCAUAUAUAGUCAGAUUGAGUAAGAUUAUGCUUUUGUGUAAAUAGCAUGCAGGAGCACCAACCAGAUCAGCUUCAGCAGUACACUGUCGUUCUGGAACACAGCUUGGCUUGCUGUCAGGUAGGAAGAUGGAUUAGCAGCUAAUAGCUGAGGGUUGGAAUUUGCAAAGUAAAAGUCACUUGCUGAGGUGGAAAAAAAAAAUGACCACAAGGUUUCUUUGUGCUUUCUGGAAUUCCUGCAUUGAUCCUUCCCUCUAAGAGGGUGUGCAAUAGGGAGACUUUGUUUUUGUUUUUAUAUCUACCGUUAGGGAUUUAUUUAAUAUUUGGAUUGUUAAAAAAGAUUUCAAAAGAGGCCCAGAAUUAGUUAGCAGUGCCCCCAAGGAGAGUCCCAGCAAUUGUGUGGAUCUAUAUAUAGGCAUACAUGUAUACACCCACCUACCCCCAAAUAGCAUCAUACCUGAUUUAUUAUGGUCAGCUGACAGGUAUAGAAUAGAUGUUUCUAGUGGCUGAGUUCACACAUAAUAAAUUAGGAAGCUUGGCUUAAUAAACCAUAGUGUGCACCAUCUGCGAUCUGGUGCAACACAUCCUAAUCGCUCAUGCUUCACUCUUCCCUUGGCCAGUGCGUAAUCAAACCAGGAAGGGGAUAGCUUGCUGUUACACUUGAGUUUAAGAUUGUGGUUGGCUUGUCCCUAAAAACUCAAGAUUUGUAAGCCAACAACAAACCAUGGUUUAAGGUUGACACAAUGGGUUAAGGUUGCUUAAUUUACCCUAACAAACAAAACAAACCACAAUCCCAGGUGCAGAUGUAAUACUAAACUAUCCCUUCCUGGUUUGCUCACCUGCUCACAUGAAAGGAGGGGCAAAGCAGGAAUGAUAGAGGCUGGAUGCACCAACAGAGUAUAGUUUAUUAAGAAUUGUUGCAUGUGAAUGCAGCCAUUAUCGCAUAUAAUGGCAGGCUGAGAUGGUCUGUGUUCAUACCAUAAAUCAGCUGGUUCCACCCCUUGUUAGUGAAGAGCAGGAGUUUAACAAGUAUGGCUACUUAAUCAUAUAAUCCAACAGAUAGCAGGCAAUUCCCCCCCAAAUUAAUGGGGAAAAUUCUUUCGGUUUAGAGUACAUCAUGACACCCAGAUGCACACACACGAAGGUGCCCCAUUCUCUUCAUUGGAGGGAUGCAAUCCACAUACAUUCUUUUGCAUUUGCAGCUUUGAGUCACCUUCCAUUGGAGUGAAUGAAGAAGUGCUCACUGGUAUAGGAACAUCACAUGCAUAAUGCAGCUCCUGUGCCUCUGGAUCAGCUGUCAGACUGAAGUAUCCCAUUAACAUCCAUCAUGAUCCUAUGGGGCGACUGAUUUGCAGAAGUGUGCCCUUAAGGUUGCUAUUCUCAAGCCAUGUAGCCCAGAGCAGCCUAAAUGCAUCCAUUGAUAUUCUUCCAAAGCGAUUUGGAAGAUUAGAAUUUAAGGCCAUAAUCGGCCUAACACAAGAGCAAGGAACCUGUGGCCCUCCAGAUGUUGUUGGACUCCAACUCCCAUGCACCCCGGCCAGCUUAGUCAAUGGUCAGGGAUGAUGGGAAUUGGAGUCCAACAACAUCUGGAGAGCCACAUGUUCACUAUCUCUGCUUAACACUUGCUCUGGGAUACUCUCAUUGAAGUCACUUCUUGGGAGGAAUUCAUUUGAGUGUCACCACUUCAGACAUAAUGUAACUCAAAAAAGCACUGUCAGGAUUUUCCUCUUUCAGUAGUAAGUAAGUUGGUAAAACGCUCUUGGACAAUACUGUUUGAGGCUACCAGUAAGGGGAUGCAUGACUGAAUGAGUUGUAUUAAAGAUUCUGUAAUAGAGAUUCCAGAUGCAAAACUAGUUCUUGGAGGGAGAAGGUUAGGCUACAGGUCUUCUUCCUAACAACCAAUGUUGAAUGGGAGUUUUCUCUAUGGAGAGUACUUCAAUCUGUUCCCUGCUUGCAUCCUGAAAUAAUAGUAUUCAUGAACAGUUUUGCCACCUCUCCUGCUCUUUGUGUGAAUAAAUCCAUAGUACAAUUGCACAUCUGCUUGGUCAUAAAUAAAUGGAUAGAUUUGUACCAAAAAGCUUAUUUGAUCUAUUUUGUAUGUUAGACUGGUAUUUACAGAUGUCCAUUACUGUGAAUAUUAUAAGAAUAAACUCUCCCUGGUGUUCAUAAUCAGCAUUUGUGCAC